This is a messenger RNA of Aspergillus nidulans FGSC A4, 3218 nucleotides long. It is a transcript of the gene ubaA, whose product is annotated as E1 ubiquitin-activating protein ubaA. The record is from RefSeq and is a predicted model, not a curated record. Gene Ontology annotation, biological process: protein ubiquitination; response to stress. The coding region runs from base 1 to 3102 and encodes 1033 amino acids. Gene Ontology annotation, cellular component: nucleoplasm; cytosol. Gene Ontology annotation, molecular function: ubiquitin activating enzyme activity; ubiquitin-like modifier activating enzyme activity. The transcript is spliced from 5 exons. Lineage: Eukaryota; Fungi; Ascomycota; Eurotiomycetes; Eurotiales; Aspergillaceae.
AUGACGGACACCAAGAUGCAGGUCGAUACUCCCACACAAGACACGGUCGAGAAAAUCAAACAAGGCGAUAUCGAUGAGUCCUUGUACAGUCGACAGCUAUAUGUCCUUGGCCAUGAGGCUAUGAAACGUAUGGGCUCGUCGAAUGUUCUCGUAGUUGGUCUGAAAGGUUUGGGCGUUGAGAUUGCCAAAAACAUCGCUCUCGCUGGUGUCAAAUCUCUCACUUUAUACGACCCCGCGCCAGUUGCUAUAUCCGAUCUCUCCUCCCAGUUCUUCCUUCAACCACAAGACGUUGGCAAGCCACGUGCCGAAGUUACCGCCCCGAGAGUCGCUGAGUUGAACUCUUAUGUCCCGGUCACAAUCCACGAAGGCAGCAGUCUGGUAGAGAACUUGGAGCAGCUGAAGCGCUACCAGGCGAUUGUCCUUACCCUCACCCCGCUGAAGGAGCAACUGGUGAUUGCGGACUUCUGCCACAAGAAUGGCAUCUACCUCACAAUAGCAGAUACCUUCGGUCUUUUCGGAUAUCUUUUCAACGAUUUUGGGAAGAACUUCACUGUUGGCGACUCUACGGGAGAAGAUCCUGUAGGUGGAAUUGUGGCUGACAUCUCUGAAGAUGGCCUCGUUUCAGCGCUCGACGAGACUCGCCACGGUUUGGAAGACGGCGAUUUCGUCACGUUCACCGAAGUCAAGGGCAUGGAGGGAUUAAACAACAGCGCGCCAAGAAAAGUCACCGUUAAGGGUCCCUACUCGUUUACUAUUGGAGACGUAUCCGGCCUCGGUACGUAUCAGGGUGGCGGUUUGUUCACACAGGUCAAGAUGCCCAAGUUUAUCGACUUCGAACCACUUUCCGAGCAGAUCAAGAAGCCGGAAUUCCUGAUUUCCGAUUUUGCCAAAUUUGAUCGUCCUCAGCAGCUUCAUAUCGGGGUUCAAGCCCUCCACAAGUUUGCAGAAACCAAGGGACACUUCCCGCGUCCCCACCAUGAGAGCGAUGCCCAAGAAUUACUACAAAUUGCAAAUGGCCUAGCAUCCAGUCAAGAAGAAAAGGUCGAACUAGACGAGAAGCUUCUCAAGGAGCUGAGUUACCAGGCCCUAGGUGACCUCAACCCUUUGGCUGCUUUCUUCGGAGGCAUUGUGGCGCAGGAGGUUCUCAAGGCAGUAUCAGGAAAAUUCGGACCAGUGCAUCAAUGGCUUUAUUUCGACUCCUUAGAGUCGCUGCCUACUUCGGUCACUCGUUCCGAGGAGACCUGUAAGCCUCUUGGGACGCGUUAUGAUGGCCAGAUCGCCGUUUUUGGUAAAGAGUUCCAGGAUAAGAUUGCCAACCUGACCCAGUUCCUUGUUGGUGCAGGCGCUAUUGGGUGCGAGACUCUGAAGAACUGGGCCAUGAUGGGUCUUGGAACUGGCCCCAAGGGUAAAAUCUAUGUCACAGAUAUGGACCAGAUCGAAAAGAGCAAUUUGAACCGGCAGUUCCUCUUCCGCAGCAAGGAUGUCGGCAAGCUCAAGAGUGAAUGUGCCUCUGCUGCAGCUGUGGCAAUGAACCCUGAGCUGGAAGGUAAAAUUGUUACACUCAAGGACCGCGUGGGACCGGACACCGAGCACAUCUUCAACGAGGAAUUCUGGGAGGGUCUUGAUGGAGUCACAAAUGCUCUGGAUAAUGUUGAGGCCCGAACCUACGUUGACCGUCGUUGCGUCUUCUUCAGAAAGCCACUGCUUGAGAGUGGCACCCUGGGAACCAAAGGCAAUACUCAGGUCGUCCUUCCUCGCAUCACCGAAUCUUAUUCUAGCUCUCAGGAUCCUCCUGAGAAGUCGUUUCCCAUGUGUACCCUCAAGAGUUUCCCCAACCGGAUUGAGCAUACUAUCGCUUGGGCUAGGGACCUCUUCCAAACAUAUUUCGUUGGACCUCCAGAGGCCGUCAACAUGUAUCUGUCCCAGCCGAACUAUAUCGAGCAAACGCUCAAGCAGGCUGGGAAUGAGAAGCAGACUUUGGAGCACCUGCGCGACUUUUUAGUGACCGAGAAACCUGCAAACUUCGACGAUUGUAUCGUCUGGGCGCGUAACCAGUUUGAAGCCCAGUACAACAACGCCAUCCAACAGCUGCUCUAUAACUUCCCCCGAGACUCAACUACCUCAACAGGCCAACCGUUCUGGUCCGGGCCCAAGCGCGCUCCCACGCCACUCAAGUUUGAUAGCACCAACCCUACGCAUCUCGGUUUCAUCAUUGCAGGCGCGAAUCUCCAUGCUUACAACUACGGAAUCAAGAACCCUGGCGUUGAUAAAGGAUACUACAGAAAGAUUGUGGAUAACAUGAUCAUCCCCGAAUUUACGCCCAAAUCUGGUGUUAAGAUCCAGGCCAGUGACAAUGACCCGGAUCCAAAUGCCGAGGCUUCCGGGUCUUCAUUCGAUGACAAUGACGAGAUCAAGCGUCUUGUUGAGAUCCUGCCUUCUCCCAAGUCGCUUGAGGGCUUCCGUCUGAACCCCGUUGAGUUCGAGAAAGAUGACGACACAAACCACCACAUCGAUUUCAUCACUGCCGCUAGUAAUCUACGCGCUGAGAACUACGAGAUUACUCCUGCUGAUCGCCAUAAGACUAAAUUCAUUGCUGGAAAGAUUAUUCCUGCCAUUGCCACAACCACCGCCCUAGUUACAGGUUUAGUUGCUCUGGAGCUGCUAAAGAUCAUUGACGGCAAGGAUGACAUUGAGCAAUACAAGAACGGAUUCGUCAACCUUGCGCUGCCAUUCUUCGGUUUCAGCGAGCCUAUUGCAAGCCCAAAAACAAAGUACCAAGGCAAGCAGGGUGAAGUGACUAUUGACCAGAUCUGGGACCGCUUUGAAGUGGACGAUAUUCCCUUGCAGGACUUCCUCAAGCACUUUUCAGACUUAGGCUUAGAGAUCAGCAUGGUAAGCUCUGGUGUGAGCCUACUAUAUGCCAGCUUCUACGGCCCCUCGAAGGUGAAGGACCGCCUUCCUAUGAAGAUGAGCGAGUUGGUGGAACAUAUCAGCAAAAAGCCAAUCCCCGAUCAUCAAAAGAAUGUUAUCUUCGAGGUGACCGCUGAGGACCAGACAGAACAGGACGUUGAGAUUCCGUAUGUGAUGGUGAAGCGGAAGUAAAGCACACGAUCAGAUUUUCUGAUUGUGCGCACAUGUUUGCACAUUAAAAUACAUAACCUCUCUCAGCCAUAAAUAUUCAGGCAAUCAUACAUCCUCAUCUUACUACAGAUGUUAAG